CGUAAAUAGAAAACUCGAGCUGGGGAGGAGGAAGCGUGUGGGAGCUGGUCUGGGAUGAGCAUCUCCUACAGGACGGCGGUGGCCUCUUGGGCGUCUUUCUCUGCUCUUCGCGUCCCAGGUACCAUUGAUAAAUUGGAAUGGAUAAUAUACCACAGUUAAUAAUGCCACACCAUUGAUGCUGUUCAGAAAAAUGACAUAUUGAGCAGUAGGUUCCCACAGCUGGAUUAUCUACUAGGGCAAAUUGUCACCCAUGGCGGUAAAACUUGUUUUCUGGAGGUCAGGGUCUCAUGGGCUAAUUGGCUCUCAUUCAACAAGAACCCAACAGAUAAGUCAUCGUGCGGUAUUACAAGACAAACUGUUCUGAAAAUGAUUAAAGCAUUGUUACCACGUGGCAUUGUCAGAGGAAGACAAGCAGCUUGAGAAUUUCCUAUUAACGGAACUUCAGCUUGCAGGCAGCCCCUUUCCAUAAAUAGGACUGCAUGGCAGGCAGCCCUCCCUGAAGGGUUGACAAUGAGCAUCCCAGUGGCUCCUAAGAAAUCAUGUUACACUCAGUUGCAGGAUAACAGAAAUGGAGUAAAAAAUAAUAAUGAGAGUAUCCUAGGUCUGGGAGAUACAAAUGCCAACCAGAUCAUGCUGGGGGUCAGCUCCUCUCUUGAUGAGUCCAGGGAAUGUGACCUGGCAGGUGAAAUUGGAAAUGCAAAUUCAAGUGACCCAGAAAAUCAUACCCAUUUCCGUAAGGAGUUUCACCAACUUCAGGGCUUUGGGAAAGAAUCUCAGGCUGGCUCCACCAGCAUGAAAGAGUCUAGACUUUCCUUGACUGUUCCUAGGGAACGAAAUGAAGAGCACACACUGGAGAGAGGCGCAGGAGUUCUGCAGUCCCCUCGGGGUGUUCAGGGGCCAAGUCUGCUGAGCUGGAGGAACGUGAUGGGUGAGGGCAGUCCAGAAGUUUUGGCUAGAAGGGAUGCUGAAAUUCCCUGGCCUGUUCCCAAGGAUAAAUUUGCAAAGACCCUUGACAAUGAGGAGCUGAGGAGGCAUUCUUUGGAAAGAACAAGUGGCUGUGCCCUUCCAGCUGGAAGCGUGACUGUGCAGCACCCACAGCCUGCUCCCCAGGGCCCCCCGGAAGCACGGUGCCCUGUUCCUAGGGCUGAGGGGCCACAGAAGACACUGACAGACCCCUUUCUAGGGGCAGCUUUCCCUCCCUUUGACAGUACUUCACAGGGAACGAGUGUGUGUCUUCCUAAACCAUCUACCUCAGAAACCAAGGAGACCACCCCCUCAGAGGCCCAGGUUGAGGAGGGACGUGACCUGGGCAUUUCCUGUGAGCACACAUCACAUUCUACCCAGCCAGAACCUGCUCAGAAUUCAAUUUUGGCAUCAAAGGAAAUCCUGAGUAAGCCAGAAGCACAAUUAGGUCAGGAAAAGAGAGAGCCCCAGCUAGAGCUGGAACAUGUUCACCCCAGGGCUAUGUCGGAGUUACAGUCCCAGGAAGGGGACCUGGGGGACCACGAGGAAGACAGUCCAGCAGGUCCAGAGAGAAAGGAGCCACAUGGGGAGGCACACGAAGGAGCCACCAGCACGGCUGGUUGUCGGCCCAAUGGUGGCCGCCCCUACCGCGGGCUGGGGAGAAGCAGCACUGAAGGGGAGAAGACAGGAGCCAGCCCGGGGGAGGAGGAGUCUCUCCUGACCACCCCCAGACAGGAGCCUGCUUCCUUGGGAAUGGCUGAUAACCUGGCCUCUGACAAAGUUUCACCAUGUACAGGUAGGAAGUUGGGUGAAAUGACACUCAGCAACUUUUUACCAGGUGACGGUCAUGUGGCUUUUAUUCCUAGUGAUCCUACUGACAACAAGCCCUCAGCUGUCAGCCAGGAGGAAGAGCGACAGGGCCGUGGGAAUGAGGACAGUGCUCUGGGUUUGGCAUCAGAUUCUUCUGUUGGAGUGAGAAAAACGGAGGUCCCUGGGUCCCUAGACCUUCAAAGCAGUAGCUCAGAAGCAGGAGAAAGUAACAACGUCACUACACUUGUUACUGAAAAUACGAGCCUUCUGGAAAAUGCGGCUAAGAUGGAAAGCACCCCCAUGAGAGCAGAUUCCGUUCUCAACGUCCCAGAGCCCCUCCGCCCAGAGACAACUGUGAACACAACCCACCAGCCUACAACGCCUAGUAGCAAUUUUCAGGACAUCAGCAUGUUCAGUGAGGCAGGUGCAGGGUCACCCUCGGCGGUCCCCGCCCCCAGCUACAGUGUGCGACUGCUGAACACAUCCCCCAAAGUGCCUGACAAGAACACUUGCCCCAGUGGGAUCCCCAAACCUGUCUUCACACAUUCCAAAGACGUGCCUCCGUCGCAGGAGGGAAUGGAGAAUCUUCAGGCUGAGAAACCGGAGGAAAGGACAGAAACCAAGCCCAUCGUCAUGCCCAAGCCCAAGCACGUGAGGCCCAAGAUCAUCACCUACAUCAGGAGGAAUCCACAAGCUCUGGGCCACGUGGACACGUCGCUCGUUCCCGUGGGGCUUCCAUAUGCGCCACCCGCAUGUAGCAUGCCUCUUCCUCAAGAGGAGAAGGUGGCAAGUGGGGACCUUAAGCCAUCUGCCAACCUCUAUGAGAAAUUCAAACCAGACUUGCAGAAACCCAGGGUGUUCAGUUCAGGAUUGAUGGUGUCUGGGAUCAAGCCCCCAGGACAUCAUUUCAGUCAAAUGAGUGAAAAGUUUUUGCAAGAGGUUACAGACCAUCCUGGAAAAGAAGAAUUUUGUUCUCCACCCUACGCUCACUAUGAAGUCCCUCCAACUUUCUAUCGGUCGGCCAUGCUCCUUAAACCCCAGUUGGGAUUGGGUGCAAUGUCCCGUUUACCUUCUGCAAAGAGCAGGAUUCUGAUUGCAAGUCAGAGGUCUUCAGCGAGUGCCAUCCACCCACCAGGACCCAUACCAACAGCUGCCAGUCUCUACAGUUCUGAUCCUUCAGAUUUAAAGAAAACCUCCACUUCAAACGCUGUAAAAUCUAGUCUACCAAAAUCUGGGCUUCGACCUCCUGGAUACUCACGUCUCCCGGCAGCCAAGCUGGCGGCCUUUGGCUUUGUCCGGAGCUCCAGCGUCUCCUCGGUCUCCAGCACUCAGUCCGCGGACAGCGCUCAGCCAGAGCAGAGCCGGCAGGCCACCCGUUCAACCUUUGGGAAUGAAGAACAGCCGGUUCUGAAGGCAGCAUUGCCUUCUAAAGACAUACCCAAGGGAGCUGGCCGGAUGGCCCCGCUGGCUUCCUCCACUGUGACAGCACCCCGCAGGAGUUUACUUCCAGCACCAAAAUCCACUUCCAUACCUGCCGGAACAAAGAAAGAAACACAAAAAGAUCAAGAUACUAAUAAACCUGCUAUCUCAUCUCCUAAGAGAGUGGCAACUUCAACCACCAAGCUCCAUUCACCAGGCUACCCAAAGCAGAGGGCUACAGCGCCUCGGAAUGGGUUUCCGCCCAAGCCGGACCUGCAGGCCCGUGAGACAGAGCGACAGCUGGCACAGCGGCUGAAAGAGCGGGGUGAGCGGCAGGCCCGGCAGCUGGGCCUGGUGCGGGCAGAGCUGCGGAGGGCCAUCUGUGGCUUCGACGCCCUGGCCGUGGCCACUCAGCAUUUCUUUGGAAAGAAUGAAAGUGCCCUUGUGAAAGAAAAAGAGCUGUCAGUCGAACUUGCAAACAUCAGGGAUGAAGUUGCCUUCCAUACAGCAAAGUGUGAGAAGCUUCAGAAAGAGAAGGAGGAGCUGGAGAGGCGCUUCGAAGACGAGGUGAGGCGGCUGGGCUGGCAGCAGCAGGCCCAGCUCCAGGAGCUGGAGGAGCGGCUGCAGCUGCAAUUUGAGGCGGAGGCGACGCGCCUGCAAGAGGAGCACCACGGCCAGCUGCUGAGGAUCCGGUGUCAGCACCAGGAGCAGGUGGAAGAUAUCACGGCCAGCCAUGAGGCUGCUCUCCUAGAGAUGGAGAACAACCACACUGUCGCCAUCGCCAUCCUGCAGGAUGACCACGACCACAAAGUCCAAGAAUUGAUGUCCACCCAUGAACUUGAAAAGAAAGAAUUGGAAGAAAAUUUUGAAAGACUGCGGCUGUCAUUACAGGACCAGGUGGACACGCUGACCUUCCAGAGCCAGUCUUUGCGGGACAGAGCUCGACGUUUCGAGGAGGCUUUGAGGAAAAAUACCGAGGAGCAGCUGGAGGUAGUCUCUGGUUUCUGGGCUUUCCAGUGCCCCCUGCACGGCCCCCACCCUGGCCAGAUUGCGUUGGCUCCUUAUCAGCACUUGGAAGAAGACAUGAAGAGCCUAAAGCAGGUGUUAGAGAUGAAGAAUCAGCAGAUACACCAGCAAGAAAAGAAGAUUAUUGAGUUGGAAAAGCUGGUGGAAAAGAACAUUAUCCUGGAAGAAAAGAUCCAAGUUCUCCAACAGCAGAAUGAAGACCUCAAAGCAAGGAUUGACCAAAACACAGUUGUCACCAGACAACUGUCGGAGGAAAAUGCGAAUCUCCAGGAAUACGUUGAGAAAGAAACUCAGGAGAAGAAGAGAUUGAGCCGAACCAACGAAGAGCUGCUUUGGAAGCUCCAAACUGGGGACCCAACCAGCCCUGUUAAACUCUCCCCCACGUCCCCUGUGUACCGCGGCUCCUCCUCAGGACCUUCCUCUCCAGCCAGAGUCAGCACGACACCCAGAUGACACUGCCAGGCCGCCCACGGAAGCUCCGGCCUCCAGCGUUUCCACCCCGAGGGGGCACUCACGGGGCGCCGGAGCUGGCCCUCUGCGCAUGCGCAGCCGCUGCCUCACGCACCCCAGGCAGCGUCCCGCUCAGAUCCCGGUGAGACUGUCCUGGUAUGGGCACUUAGGAAAGUGUAAACGGUAGAGUCUGA
This is a messenger RNA of Nycticebus coucang (slow loris), 4862 nucleotides long. It is a transcript of the gene MTUS2, whose product is annotated as microtubule associated scaffold protein 2. The coding region runs from base 511 to 4671 and encodes 1386 amino acids. The transcript is spliced from 17 exons. Gene Ontology annotation, molecular function: microtubule binding. The record is from RefSeq and is a predicted model, not a curated record. Gene Ontology annotation, cellular component: nucleus; cytoplasm. NCBI's taxonomy places the organism in Eukaryota, Metazoa, Chordata, Mammalia, Primates, Lorisidae.